Amoebophrya sp. A25 is the source of this 4094-nucleotide messenger RNA. The record is from the annotation of a GenBank genome assembly. Lineage: Eukaryota; Dinophyceae; Syndiniales; Amoebophryaceae.
AUGGCUUGCGUCCUUUGCACUACCGGGACCAACGACCUAGCCCAUCUCCAGAAAUGCGAUCAGGAAUGCAUGAACUGCGCUGAGUCUUGCCUUCCCAUUCUACAAUCGUGUGCUGCUGAUAUCGAUUGUGAGAACAGCGUGACCGCAAAAAGCUGCUCAAGAAAUUGCGCCACUUGUAUGGAGUGCGGACUGAGCAACGAUGACAAAUGUGCGCAAUGUGGCUGUUGCACCAAAUGUCUCCCUUGGAGUGUCAAGUGCGCCAAUAUGGCGGAUAAACUUCUCAGUCACGGGAAAAAUGUGCCAGAGGAUGAAUUUGUACGUCUGCAUUAUAAUUUUAACUUUUUUUCUACUUUGUGUAGUUCCUGCUAUCAUGCUGUAUGAUCUGCAUUUGGAUGUUGUUGUUUCGUCCUGCUGCCUAAGAAAGAAGGAGAAACAUUUUGACACUGACAUCAAACACGACGACACUAUCUUCAUAGUUGGUGCAGCUGCCCGUCUAGUAUGCUGCCCGCACUUUCAAUUUCCUUCACGCGCCUUCCGCCUUCAGGCUUUUCUCGCGGUGUACAAUCACCAGGAGUAUUUUGGUGGUCGGGGACGGUCUGCUUCCGCCGACAUUGAUAUCCGGGUUGUCGAGGACGCUAGCACAGUUAUGGGCCGCAGUUGGGAGCCUCAGUCUUCUCGUACGGCGAAUUCUAGGGGUACCAGAGGAAGGAAGAACGGACCCGACUGGCUUGGCCAACUGUAUAACCCGUUCCAGAACUUGCAUCAACUUGAAGCUCACAUGCAGAGCGCACCAACAGCAGGGCGCGGCGCGUCGUCAGGGGAUGAGUAUCCAGUACCCGCAACGUAUUCGAACAAAUUUGUUUACGAAGCGACUGCGCAUCUUGACAAACGCGCCACAUCAUUUCCGUCAUCAACUUCUACAACUUCGGAGGUGAGAGUCUACACAGAAAGAGUGACACUGAUUCGGGUCGAUAUGGACACGGAGUCGCAACGACACUAUUUUGACACGACGUCCCGAGGACGAUUGGAGCUUCUAGACGAGACCAAGAAACCAGGAAUCGAGGUGGGCUUCGAUGAUGACGCGGCAAAGCAGCUUGUCCUCCUGUUUUCGUCAGCACCGGCUCCAAAGACGCUGUUCGAUUUCACUUUUGGUAAAUGUGAAUUUAGGGUUGCUUGUUACAUGAUUUCCAUCUGCAUUAUUUCUAUGUAUUUCUACUUAUUUGUUGUAACUCGUCCAACUCCAAAAAUCAUGACAGAUGAUUACUGCAUGUCCUAGUAGAGCUGCCGGUAUUUAGUGGGAGGGAGCUGGCAAAACAAGCUUCAAACAUCUUCAUGUUGAUCCCAGUCUUGUUGUGUUUCCAUGCGACCCAUCAGCUACCUACAAUUUCAGCUACCGGAUCGCCCGCUACGUUCUUUCGGAAACGCGACAUGGUAAACGCCGCUGACGAGUCGAGAUUUUUCGAUGGUGCUGCAGGAGAAAAGCCAACAUCCCCGCAUAUGCACACGACUGAAGACUUACUUCAGCGUCAGCCCAUUGCUAUCCCGGUCAAUACCGCGCUGUUUUCUUCAGCUACAACUACACUGGGAAACAAGGAAAGGUCAAGUUCGGAUACUAGAAACGAGAUGCAGCCUCCAGCAACUCCGCAUAUCUGGUGCGCCAUUUUUUCUCAGCGCACUGGCGUCGUGCGACUUCGGUAUCGGGUAAUAGACUACGUUCCGCCAGCAGGACUUUUUGCGCCUUCAAUUAAGGCCAGUAAUAUUAAUAACUGCAUUCCUUCUACUUCAUCUAAGUAAUUGAUUCUAAUCUUGAUUCUUCAUUCCUGUUAAAUGAUGUAAGUAAUGUGUAUGAACCUGUCGUGGUAGAUCCAGAUGUUGUACUUCCGUCGGCUCUCUUGCAAGAAUGGAAAGGAGACAGAAAGGAUAAACAAGAUACGCUAACGCUAUACUAACUAGGUAAGGAACAGUACUAUUAACUGCAUUUCUUCUAAUUCACGUCUGGGCCCUACAAUGCAAACUAGUACCCACCUUUCUUCACAGAAGAUGAGACAGAAAGGAUAAAGAAGAUAUGCCAACGCCAUACUAGUAUUACCAGGGAUCAUAACUAGUUCAGUCAGAAGUAUAAUGCCAACGCCAUACUAACUAGGGAUAAAAUGUUCGGAAGUCCAGCUUUAAGUCGGUAGUGGGUCUUUUCGGUCGGAUGAGUUGGUGGACGUUUUUUCGGGAUCUUGUGGUCGCUACGUUUUUCUUGCUUGGCACCAUCGCGAUUUUCUUCCUGCUGCAGAUGAGUGAGACCAGCAUAAACGUCGGACAGCUUUCAGCAACUGGCGUUAUGGUCAGCUUUUUUCCAUCAUUCUCGGCAUCUUGGUCCCCUAAUCCCUUGUAUUCUCGUGAAAUACAAGGUAAAAGGGGUCAAGAUGAGGGGGCCGAGAUGCAAUCUAGCAGACUCUAAUGGCGCAGUUGGCAACCGUGCGGUAGCGGAGUUUUCUGCAUACGGCUCUGCAGCAUUGUCGAUUUACAGGGACGUCAGAGAUUAUCGUGGUGGAUCAUCUUCAUCUUCAGGUCGUGGACCAAGACGAGAAGACGCUAAGAACGGAGAUCGCAGUCUUGAAGAAGUAGAAUUACAAACUACGCCUACGGACGUCCGAACAAGAAGAUCACAUGUUGAUGAUGACCACGGUGGAACCGGUAAUGGAGGAAGCGGCCUCGAAAACAACGAAGAGCACCAUUUCGCUGCGCCUCUAGAGGGUGUUUCGCCGUCCACGUAUGCGCCACGAACAGCUUCAUUUACGAAUGACCCGAUUGCUGCGACGCGCGCUUUGCUCUCCGUCGGACCCGAUGCCGGGUUUUCGAACUACGAGUACUAUGCUGCCGAAGAGCAAGUGAAUUCUGCCUUUAUUCGCGGCACGGCUGCUGAGCGGCUACUAGACAGUCUCUCAGGACUAUGGACACAAUUCGCUGAGAAAACAACCACAGCUUUCACAGGAGGAGAAGAGCAAGACGAUGAAGUGUUGAACAGUUUCCAAGAACAAGAACAUAUCAACGUCGAAGGACAGCAUGACAUUCAUUUUAGAGGUGGCCCUACGAGCAGAAGUCGACUUCGUGAUCCUAGAGAUAACAGCAGAAGCACUAUAGAUGUUCUUGGCGUGGAUGAUGAACAUGAAGAUGACUUCAUUCUAGCACGUACUGAAAGCGUAGUAACGCGAGAGCGAGUUGAGAGCGCGCUUCAUGCUGGUGCGGUCGAAGAAGACGAGGACGGCGAAAUUGUCGAGAUAGCUUUGGACGACAGCUCGACAUCACCGGGAACUACAAGGUCAGCUAGAGACUUAAAGGCGACUACAAUUACAUCAGUAGACCUCUUAGAUGAAGAUGAUGCUGAAACGACCAAAGUAGAGCAGGCACCAGAAGUUCCUCCUGUAACAAGUGCAGACCUGCUCGGCAAUAAAAACGUGCAGCACGCAGACGAAAAGGGCGCCGAUAAGGGCGAUCUACUCGGGUCAAGUUCCACGACAGGGAAUUACAACUUGCUUGAUUGUGCAGAUAGUGAAACAACGGUCUCACAUUCCUAUGUCGUCAUUCCUGGCCAGCAAGACACGAGUGCGGCAUCGACCACAUCUUCUUUGAGUGCGUUGCCGUUAGAACAAGCAAACUCUCAAGAAAAGACAGACCGCGGAUUGUCUGCCUCAUCAUCUGAAGACCUGCUCAAAAUAGACGAUGAUGUAGAUGUGAAGGUGCUCACGUCAUCCUCGUCGGCGGGAGGCUCAUCCUCUGAAACCCUCGGCGGUUUGGAUCUCGAUGAUGGUGGUAUAUAGUCCUUCCAACACUAUGACCAUGAUACUUCUGAUACAGAUACAUAGUGUGAAGGUUUUUGAUGCCUUUGAUACGACUACAUUUCACAUUGUGAUUUUUGAGAACCCUACACCAGAUUUGAUUUCGAUCAUGAUCAACACGCGCAUUUAUUUGUAAUUGUAUCUGUAUGUAGAUUGCACUUUCAAUCUUCUGAAUAAUAAAUCUCUCUGAUGCCAACAUUAGUAGUUACAUUUUUCCAUCAAGUAGCAUUAGCAAUAGCAAGUGCACCGCAUCAAAUAAAAGAAGAA